Messenger RNA from Cloeon dipterum, 1651 nucleotides. Its product is annotated as protein rolling stone-like. Lineage: Eukaryota; Metazoa; Arthropoda; Insecta; Ephemeroptera; Baetidae. Bases 163 to 1029 code for a protein of 288 amino acids. The transcript is spliced from 4 exons. The record is from RefSeq and is a predicted model, not a curated record. Gene Ontology annotation, cellular component: membrane.
CAACACGCUUUCAGGCAACUCUCUCACAAAGAGUUUAGCUUUAACGUCACUCGUGUGGUCGGAGGCGAGCGAGCAGCAGCACCUCGUCUGCGCUCAGGUCGCGGCCAAAUCUAACAUUGCUGCUUGAGGUGAAAAUCAACGAGUCUCGGUUUGAUCUCCAAAAUGCUGGGACCGUUGGAUAUUUUUAGAAGCGAGUGCCGUUUGGAAAACACCAAAGUGCACCACCACGAUGCCACGGUUUUUUGCAGAAGUCAGUGGCAGAGAAAUACGGAAAGCGAUGGAAAAUUCAGCUGGGGAGCAAGAGCGUACUUGGUGUACAGAUGGCUCGUCUUCUUGUUCCUUUUAUUCGGAGGACUCGUGUACGACUUCACUGUGACGCUGGGUGAAAAGAAGUGCACAACAUCCGAGCUGCACUGCAAACUAAUUUGGCCCGUCUUCCUAACAAACUGGAACACCUUUUUCACUUUCCUCCAAAUGGGCCUUUCAGCUUUUCUCGUCACCAAACAUCAACUCUUCCCUUCUAAAUCAGGCGCUGAAAUGCAACUUGUUCACAAGGUGUACUGGGUGGUCAACAACAUUUGCAACGGACUUGCACCAAUUGUUGCGUUUAUGUAUUGGUUCGCCGUUCACAACCCAGAAGUGCACGUCAUCGAUUAUAUGAACAUUCGAGAGCACGCAGUUUUCAGUUUGCUAGUGCUGAUAGAUGUGCUGCUUGUGGCGCACCCGACGCGUCUGCUGCACGUGUACCACCCAGUGUUGCUCGGCUUGAGCUACGUCACCUUUUCUUUUCUUUAUCACGCCUUGGGCGGCAUCAGCCGACUCGGCCAGCCCUACCUGUACAGUAUUCUCGAUUGGACGUAUCCCGGCAGGGCGUUAACAGUGGGGUUGGCGUGUUUAAUGUCAGAUUGCGUCGUUUUCUUCAUAAUGUGGACCAUUCAUUUGGCGAGACGCUCCGUCGCCAGUAGCUGCACGCAGAAAAAAAUAGCGCCAGCGAACGAAAAUUGCGCAAAGGAAUUUGCAAACGCUUGAAUUUAUUUUACAAGGAAAGUCCGCUUUCGUGUUAUCGUAACAAGUCAAAAAUCUAAAUUACCCUUCAAACGAUCGCUUCUCAUCAAAUAUAUAUUAACUCCAUCAUCUUGGAGUUUUAAUCUUCAGUUUGUUAGUAAUUUUCAGCUCUCCAUUGAUCGCUCAAAUCACGACGGGCUACCUGAAUCAAAUGAGUUUCAUAGGUUUAAUACCAAAGCAGACUUCCCUUCUUUAUUGUCAGUGACCUAUAAAGGUGAAUACAAGAUUGACCCAAAUUUCGCCAAAACCUGUCUUUCUUUAUUGCACUCACCAUCAAAUGUUUUAAAAACUUCUAUGCUACUAUCCCACGGGUACUUUCAUAUCGGUUAGUAAGUUUGUUCUUGGGCAUUUUAAUGUUUUGUUGUAUAACUUAACUUAUUGCCAGUCUUUCCCCUCGAAAUUUAGAGUGGAGAGCAAUCAUUACAAAAUAGACAACUAAGAGAAAAUUUUUUUAACUUGUUUCAUCGGUCUUGAACCUAUAUAAAAAUUUAUUUUUUAGGUUGUGCUUUGAUCUUGCCAGCUGGAAAAGCCAAUUUGUAUAUUUGUACAGUGCAUUUUUGACAGUAAAGCUGCUAUGUUACCGAAA